This is a messenger RNA of Colossoma macropomum (tambaqui), 1950 nucleotides long. It is a transcript of the gene itpkca, whose product is annotated as inositol-trisphosphate 3-kinase Ca. Gene Ontology annotation, cellular component: cytoplasm; nucleus. The record is from RefSeq and is a predicted model, not a curated record. Gene Ontology annotation, biological process: inositol phosphate biosynthetic process. Gene Ontology annotation, molecular function: inositol tetrakisphosphate kinase activity; inositol-1,4,5-trisphosphate 3-kinase activity. The transcript is spliced from 7 exons. Bases 294 to 1640 code for a protein of 448 amino acids. NCBI's taxonomy places the organism in Eukaryota, Metazoa, Chordata, Actinopteri, Characiformes, Serrasalmidae.
AGGCGCUGAUCUAUUGUCUGUCUGUUGUUUGUAGUGAACCCACAUGUCCUGGGGGGAACAUGUGAACGACACGAAGGCAGAGCCCUGGUAGUUUCAACGCGUUAUUCCUGCAGCACUAAGUUUCCUAAAACAGCAGCGAGGAGCUCGUUAUCUGAGCUGAAGCGUCUGAGGCUGUGCGAGGGUGCAGUUAACGUUAGCUAGCAGUAGUUAGCCGACCAGCAGCGUGCUUGGUUUGGCCCAUUUAAUUGUCGCCCUGAAGGCUGCCGAGCUCAAAUGCUAAAUCAGCGAUCGCCAUGACUAAAACGCCUGGCACCGCGGCUCCGUGCCCGGAUGGCGGGGAUGUGCUGCACUGGCCUGGGCGACUGAAGGAGCCCACCGAGCAUGUAAAGAGCAGUGCGGUUCAGAAACAGUGCUUGGGUUCGCCUCCAGACGGAGGUACUGGGGCUCUUCCUCAGCUAGUUGUAACUUACGAACCUCGUAUCCGCCAAACCGGCGAGAAGAGGAGCGUUAGCGGACUGUCGUGCAGCUCCAACCCAGACGAGGAGUCGCUGUGUUCGGACAGCGGCUUCGGCGGCUCCCCCGCCUCUUCUCUGGUCCUGCGAAAACUCUCCAACUCCUCGUCAGCCGGCCUCUCGCCAACGUCGUCCUUUGAGGAGUACGAGGAGGAGUGUGGUGGAAAUAAUGGAGGGAACCUCACGGUGCCACAGAACAGCAGCGUAUGCUCAGACGACCAUGACACUAGUGAUAUAUGGAAGAAGAACAAAAACAUGGUGAAUUGGUCACCUGUUGUGGUACCUUUGAGAAAGCGCUCUCCCUGGGUUCAAGUGGUUGGCCAUGCAGGUAACUUUCAGACGGGCAGUGAUGGGAAGCUGCUGAAGAAGUAUUGUGCAUGCGAGCAGCAGUGUUUGCAGCGGCUCAUGGAGGAUGUGCUUCGACCCUUUGUACCGGGUUACCACGGAGUGACCCAGCGAGAUGAACAGGACUACAACCUCAUGGAUGACCUGCUCGCUUACUUUGACUCUCCUUGCAUUAUGGACUGCAAAAUGGGAACCCGGACGUACCUGGAGGAGGAGCUGAAGAAAGCACGCAAGCAUCCCCAGCCACGUGAAGACAUGUAUGAGAAAAUGGUGGCAGUGGACCCAGAUGCCCCAACGCCAGAGGAAAGAGCCCAAAAAGCAGUGCUUAAAACCAGAUACAUGCAGUGGAGAGAGACGCUUAGCUCCACUGCAACUUUAGGUUUCCGUAUAGAGGGCAUCAAGAAAUCUAAUGGCACCUGUAAUACCAACUUUAAGAGGACUAAAUAUAAGGAUGAAGUGAUGCAAGCGUUAGAAGACUUUGUUGACCACAAUAUGUCUGUCCUGAAAAGUUACCAACAACGAAUAAAGGAGCUGCGGCUUGUACUUGAGAAUUCGGAAUUCUUUAAAACACAUGAGGUGGUGGGAAGCUCUCUGUUGUUUGUGCAUGACCACAGUGGCAGAGCUGGAGUCUGGAUGAUCGACUUUGGAAAGACCGUCCCCAUGCCACCUCCUCUUACUCUGGACCACCGCAGCCCAUGGGUGGAGGGAAACAGGGAAGAUGGCUACCUCUGGGGCCUGGACAAUUUUAUUGACAUUUUGACUGACAUGCUUUCUGGACACUGAAAAAAUUUCCCUGAUUAAUACACAAAGAACCCACAUCUUCAGAUGUCUGUAAAUGUGUUUUACCUUGUACAUAGAUAUUUAAUUUUUUUGAAAAUAUACUGCAGUUUCCAUAUUUUGUCAUGGGCUAAUAGGUAAAAUGUUAUGUUAAAAAAUGUACUUGAGGUUCUAGUGGUUUCUUAUUUAAAUGAAUGCCAGUGAAAAUCUGGACCAACAUUCAAGGCUUGUGGUAAUUCUUUAUUGCUACAUUUUAGUGUAAUUGUGUGACCAAAGUGAUUUCAUUUUGCAGUGAUUAAACACAAGUUGAAUUAGA